AUGCUUUUUGCAAGAACCUUGAUAGCAGAUACUAAAGGUGAAUCUAUUUUCAAUACCAUCAAAGAUUAUUUUAAAGAAAAGAAUAUUCCUCUUGUGAACAUUAAGUCUGUUGCCACUGAUGGAGCGCCUGCAAUGGUGGGUCGUCAUCGUGGGUUCAUCGCCUUUUUAAAGAAAGAAGUACCAGGUAUUUUAGCUGUUCACUGCGUGAUUCACCGACAGCAUUUAGUUGCAAAAAACCUGAGCGACCGUUUGCAUCAGUCAUUACGAUAUGUCAUCUCUGCUGUCAACAAAAUUCGCAGUAAUUCUCUCAACGAUCGACUAUUCGCACAGCUGUGUAAAGACAACGACGAAGAAUUCAAUCGUUUUAUUCUACACACUGAGGUUCGAUGGCUCUCCAAAGGCGCGUGCCUCAACAUUUUUUGGAAUAUAUUCGAAUCUAUACUUGAGUUCCUUGUAGAGAAAGAUGUAGAUGUGAGAAGUAAGUUGCUACAAUUUAAGACCGAUAUCGCUUAUAUGACCGAUUUAUUCGCAAAAUUCAAUGACAUCAAUUUGCAACUUCAAGGCGACGAGCUCAAUAAGAUCUCGUUUGAUGACACACACAUUUACUGUCAACACCUUCAAUCUUUGGAUAAAGAUUUUUCACAACGUUUUGAAGAUAUUUUGUCCCUGGAAGUUCCUCAAUGGGUCAUAAACCCUUUUGUAAAUAUUGAAUCAGCAAGACUACAGUAUCAAGAAGAAUUGAUCGAAAUUUCCACUAACGAGAUGUUAAAAGCAAGUUUUAAGAAUGGUGAAAACCUCACAGAAUUUUGGCUCCAGUCUACUAUCAGUCGAAUUUAUCCUGGGCUGUGGACUGUCGUACAAAAAUUAUUAAUUGCCUUCCCUUCCUCUUACCUCGUUGAGCGAGGAUUUAGUGCGGUAACAAAUCUAAUAACUAAAAAAAGAAAUCGACUCGACAUCCUCAAAAGAGGAGACUUACGCCUUCAUCUCACAAACAUUGAACCAAACGUAAAAAAACUGGCUCUGGAUCACCAAGCACAACCAUCUCACUGA
Messenger RNA from Macrosiphum euphorbiae (potato aphid), 1050 nucleotides. NCBI's taxonomy places the organism in Eukaryota, Metazoa, Arthropoda, Insecta, Hemiptera, Aphididae. The record is from the annotation of a GenBank genome assembly.